Messenger RNA from Spodoptera littoralis (African cotton leafworm), 1568 nucleotides. Lineage: Eukaryota; Metazoa; Arthropoda; Insecta; Lepidoptera; Noctuidae. The record is from the annotation of a GenBank genome assembly.
AUGAUACCAGGAUUACUAGCAUUUAUGAAGAAUACUGAAGUUGAUUGGAAUUACGAAACGGAAAAUGAUGGAUACAGUCAACAAUAUCACAAAAAUUACGGAGUAGAACUGACGAGAGGGAAAAUGCUGGGAGGAUCCAGUUCAAUAAAUUUUCUAGCUUACACGAGAGGCAACUAUCAUGACUUCAACAACUGGGCUGAGUUAACUGAAGAUGAAUCUUGGAGUUGGGAAAAUGUUCUGCCGUAUUUCAAAAAAAGUGAGAGAUUAGUCGACCCCGUCAUGCUCCACUCAAGUGCUAGGAGUUUUCAUGGAACUGAUGGGUAUUUAGCCACAACAAGAAAAUAUAAUGAAGAAGUUUUGAGAUACUUCGAAGCCUUUGAAGAAGUUGGAAACAGAAUUGUUCUGGAUACAAACGGUGACACCCCUCUUGGUAUUACUGAAUGCAUGUUCAAUAUUGCUAAUGGUGUCAGACAAAGCACGGCUCAAUCAUUUUUACAUCCAAUUAAAGAUCGGCCUAAUUUAUUUGUUCUCAAAAACACAUUGGUAACAAAAAUCCUCUUCGAUGAAGACAAGAAUGCUAUUGGUGUGGAAGCUAUAUUAGAAAACAAUGAAGUUGUACAGUUUAAAGCUGAUAAAGAAGUUAUAGUAUCAGGCGGUGCUAUUAAUACGCCGCAGUUAUUGAUGCUGUCUGGUAUAGGUCCCAAAGAACAUUUAGAAAGUCACAAUAUACCAGUUAUUUCUGAUCUUCCUGUGGGACAGAGUUUACAAGACCAUGUCAUGGUUAUGAUGGCCCAUAAAAUGGGGAAGUCUCCUCCACCAAAACCAAUAGAUCCCUUGUAUAUCGCAAGUCCAUUGAUGAUGGGAUACACGAGUUUGAACAAAAGUAAAAAUUAUCCAGAUUACCAAUCCAUUAACUUUAUAAUGAACGAACCAACUCCUAUGUUGCAAUUUUGCUCUUUUUAUUACUCUUACAUCGAUGAAAUAUGUCAAGCAUUGUAUGACGGAAGUAUUGGAAAAGAAGUAUUAUUCAGUUUAGUGAUAUUAUUAUAUCCAGAGUCUAGAGGAAAAAUAUUAUUACGGAGCACGGAUCCAAAGGAGAAGCCCAUAAUUUACACUGGCUAUUAUUCUGACCCAGUAGAUUUGGAAAGACAUGCGUCGUAUGUGGAAGAUUUUGCGAAGAUUCAACACACAGAAUUUUUUGAAAACGUUAACGCCGAAAGAGUUGUGCCAGAAGUGUGUGGAUGUGAGAACAAGUAUUCUACUGAAGAAUAUUGGAAAUGCUAUGCACUGUGUAUGAUGGUGUCUGGGUACCACUACACCGGGUCAGCGGCUAUGGGAGUUGUGGUUGAUUCUCGUCUAAAUGUAUUUGGGGUACAGAAGCUAAGGGUAGCGGAUGCCAGUGUAAUGCCAAAGAUUACUGGAGCCAAUACAAAUGCUGCGACGAUUAUGAUUGGAGAACGAGCAGCAGAUAUAAUCAAAGAAGACCAUUUCUUAAGGUCUAGAUGUUAGAUUAAACAAAUUAUUUAUUCGUAUAUCUCUGUUGUCUAUAUUGUUUUAUCGGAUGGGGU